Messenger RNA from Lontra canadensis (Northern American river otter), 4482 nucleotides. RefSeq names its product RNA guanylyltransferase and 5'-phosphatase (gene RNGTT). Gene Ontology annotation, biological process: 7-methylguanosine mRNA capping; protein dephosphorylation. Gene Ontology annotation, molecular function: ATP binding; mRNA guanylyltransferase activity; protein tyrosine/serine/threonine phosphatase activity. The record is from RefSeq and is a predicted model, not a curated record. The coding region runs from base 212 to 2005 and encodes 597 amino acids. Lineage: Eukaryota; Metazoa; Chordata; Mammalia; Carnivora; Mustelidae. The transcript has 16 exons.
GUGCAUUGUGGGCUCUCUUAGAGUGGUGGAGUUGAUCCUGAAUGAAAGUGGCGCGCCGCCUCUGACGUUUCCCGGGUAGGAGCUGCUGGGAUUCCGACCCCUGCCGGGAUUCGGGUGCCUCGGACCCUCAAUACGGAGCCGACCGCGAGGAGGCGGCGGCGUUGGCGCGGCGAGCGUUGGUGGAGGGGGCGCCUCUGCGCGGCCCCGAGACAUGGCUCAUAACAAGAUCCCACCACGGUGGCUGAACUGUCCGAGGCGCGGCCAGCCGGUGGCAGGAAGAUUCUUACCUCUGAAGACAAUGUUAGGACCAAGAUAUGAUAGUCAAGUUGCUGAAGAAAAUCGGUUCCAUCCCAGUAUGCUCUCAAAUUAUCUAAAGAGUCUGAAGGUUAAAAUGGGCUUGUUAGUGGAUUUGACAAAUACUUCGAGGUUCUAUGACAGAAAUGACAUAGAAAAAGAAGGAAUCAAAUAUAUAAAACUUCAAUGUAAAGGACACGGCGAGUGCCCUACAACUGAGAAUACUGAGACAUUCAUUCGUCUCUGUGAGCGGUUUAAUGAAAGAAACCCACCUGAACUUAUAGGUGUUCAUUGUACCCAUGGUUUCAAUCGCACUGGUUUCCUCAUAUGUGCCUUUUUGGUGGAGAAAAUGGAUUGGAGUAUUGAAGCAGCAGUUGCUACUUUUGCUCAAGCCAGACCACCAGGAAUUUAUAAAGGUGAUUAUUUGAAAGAACUUUUUCGUCGCUAUGGUGAUAUAGAGGAAGCACCACCCCCACCUCUGUUGCCAGAUUGGUGUUUUGAGGAUGAUGAAGAUGAAGAUGAGGAUGAGGAUGGAAAAAAGGAAUCAGAACCUGGGUCAAGUGCCUCCUUCGGCAAAAGGAGAAAAGAGCGGUUAAAACUGGGUGCUAUUUUCCUGGAAGGUGUAACUGUUAAAGGUGUGACUCAAGUAACAACUCAACCAAAGUUAGGAGAGGUACAGCAGAAGUGUCAUCAAUUCUGUGGCUGGGAAGGGUCUGGAUUCCCUGGAGCACAGCCUGUUUCCAUGGACAAGCAAAAUAUUAAACUUUUGGAGCAGAAGCCAUAUAAAGUAAGCUGGAAAGCAGAUGGCACUCGGUAUAUGAUGUUGAUUGAUGGCACAAAUGAAGUUUUUAUGAUUGAUAGAGAUAAUUCAGUGUUUCAUGUUUCAAAUCUGGAAUUUCCAUUUCGUAAAGAUCUCCGUAUACAUUUAUCAAAUACUCUCUUGGAUGGGGAAAUGAUUAUUGACAGAGUAAAUGGACAGGCCGUUCCUAGAUAUUUGAUAUAUGACAUAAUUAAAUUCAAUGCACAGCCAGUUGGAGAUUGUGAUUUUAAUAUUCGUCUGCAGUGUAUAGAAAGAGAAAUAAUAAGUCCUCGACAUGAAAAAAUGAAGACGGGGCUCAUUGACAAAACACAGGAACCAUUUAGUGUCAGAAAUAAGCCAUUUUUUGACAUCUAUACUUCAAGAAAGUUACUUGAAGGAAAUUUUGCCAAAGAAGUCAGCCAUGAAAUGGAUGGACUUAUUUUUCAGCCUAUUGGAAAAUACAAACCUGGUCGAUGUGAUGAUAUUUUGAAAUGGAAGCCUCCCAGUCUAAAUUCCGUGGAUUUCCACCUAAAGAUAACAAGAAUGGGAGGAGAAGGGUUACUUCCUCAGAAUGUUGGUCUGCUCUAUGUUGGAGGUUAUGAAAGACCCUUUGCACAAAUCAAGGUGACAAAAGAGCUAAAACAGUAUGACAGCAAAAUUAUAGAAUGCAAAUUUGAGAAUAACAGCUGGGUCUUCAUGAGACAGAGAACAGACAAAAGUUUUCCUAAUGCCUACAACACUGCCAUGGCUGUGUGCAACAGCAUCUCCAACCCUGUCACCAAGGAGAUGCUGUUUGAGUUCAUCGACAGAUGUGCGGCAGCUUCGCAAGGGCAGAAGCGGAAACAUCAUCUGGACCCCGACACAGAGCUCAUGCCUCCACCACCUCCCAAAAGACCUCGCCCUUUGACCUAAGACCUGCCCCUGACUCAAGGAUUGAGAGGAAAAAUGAGUGGGAAAAGAUGCUGUUGCCCCAUUUUUGCAGCCAGAGAAAUUGGAAAAAGAGUGUGGCUUGAUGUUGAUACACAUUUUGAAUUUUAAAAAAAAGAGUAUUGUAGCCAGCCUGUAAAUAUUUGAUGCAUUUGUUUCCUCAGUGCUGCAAUACCUCGUGGACUUUAAACGUUUUAUUUAUAUCUGAUAAACUCAGCCUUACCUUGUGAAUCUGAAGAUUGAAAUAUCCAAAGGUUUAAUCGAGAUUGAAAUCAAUGAAAAAGAGGCCUUGUUUGUAUAUGGAUAACUUUCACCUUUAAUUUAUAAAGUUAGGAAUCUGGAACUGUGAGCGCAGAAAACACUGUAUUUUUUAGAAGUUGUAUUUCAACUAUGAUAAAUUUUCCUUUUCAAAAAAAUCUAGGCAAUGGCAUUAAACAUUCUUGCUAUCAUUUAUCAUGGAUUUCCUACAUUUCUGAGAUUCUUGUAUUCAAAAUCAAAUGACAAGGUUGUUAAGUAUUGUACUAUAUAGAACAACUUGGUCUGGCUUAUAUCAUUUUAAGUUUUUUUUGAAAUGUUAAAGUAAAAAAAAGUAAAGCCCUGUUUUUGUGAGUUGCAUCCUUUUUAAAGGAAGUAUAUUGAGUAUUUUCAUGUUUCUAUUCUUGGAACUAAAAUAUCAGCGAUCCAGCGUGUCAUUCUGGCAGUGGUUUUGAGUUACUUCCUAGAACUUAGAUAUCCACCACUGGGUCCCUUUUAUGUAGUGUUCUCCUGGGAGACUCCUUUUUUUUUUUUUUCCUUUUAAAAGAGCCAGGGCUACUUCUGCUUUACCUCAGUGGUAUCGGCACAUUGUAAAUUACAUUAAAACACACAACUCACUGUGAUUAUGGGAGUGAUAUCAAAUACAAACGAUGUUGUGUUAGUUCCCUUGAACAAAAUGGCAAAGGACAUGCCAGCUGACUCCUUUGAUUAGAAGGUAAUGCCCAUGGAAUAGAAUGCUGUCACUAGAAACCGCUCUCCCACUGCUAGAUAAAUGCAGAGGCAAAGAGUAGACAUCUGUAGGAACUAAACAUCAAGGAAGUCAAGACAUUGAUUUUCCAAAGCCAGAAUUCUAUCUCUGUUCUGUGCUGGGGAUGCUAUUUCUGUUACACACCUGAAUUCUACAACAUUUACUGAUAGAUAAUGGAUUUAAAGAGCAGCUAAUUGGUCAUCUGCCAUUGUUGAGAAGUUGUGUUCUGAUUGGCUUGUGAAGGAACUCUGAGAAUUAGCCUACUAGAGGCUAAGGUAUUUAUUUUUAGAGGUACAGGUUUUAAGUAUGUAUAUUUAAAACAAAUUUUCAUGAUCUGAAUUUUAUAUAUGUAUAUGCAUAUACAUGUGUCAGUAUAUGCAUCCAUGGAUAUUCUUCUACUAAUACAAUCAGACAUGAAAAAUGGAAGAGUUACCCAACAGACUGAAUAUCUGACAGGAUUUCUAUAUGGUAUAGCACAGAUUAACCAAAAAUGUAUUUACAUUCACCUGCGUUUUGAUGUUUUUAAACAAAGUUUUCUCCUACAGUGCUUUUCUAUAUGAAAUACUAGAGUCACGCUUGGGCUUUUUCCUUUGUUCUUUCCAAGUUAUGUAACGCUUAGUGAAUGUAUCCAGAAGGUCAUUUUAGUAUUUCAUUCCUAGAGUGCUUUUGUGAGUUUGGGCACUAAAGGGAUUAAAACACCUGACUGCUGCAAUGACUGCUGAAAGGUGGAAAUUUGUCAAGGUUCCAUAGUGUCUUCUACAAAAUGGGUCUGAAAAAACACCUAUGCAACUCCAGAUAGUCUGACACCUGCUUCACCAGGAUUAGUGACUUGUUUCACCUGAUAGGUCGCUUUCCUCCAAGCCUGUAUAAAUGCAGAGCCCUUUUGCAGAUAUAAGAGCUAGUUUUUGCCAGUGAUCUUUAAUGGAGUUAAAUGUUUAUGGUAAUUGUAACCUUUUAAAUUGAGUUAUGUGAAAAGAGCAUCUCAUUUUUAAUACACCAGAUAUUUUCCCCCUUGCCUUUGUGCAUUUUCCAGGACUUAAUUUUCUUAAUUUGUUCUUUCCUUUCAAUUACAGUGAAGUAUAAUCGCCGGCCUGAUAAGUAGAUCCCCUUUGGCCCCUGAACACACUGUCAUCUGCAGUAUCAUAAAAAGUCAUCUAGAAAGUCAAGGGGGAAAACUGAGAGGCAGGGAUUGGGACAGCAAGAAGGAAGGAACCCCUUCCCUUGUCAGCCCACUUCACUGUAACUAUUUCUGACACUGAAGUUUUGUAGAAUAAGAAAACUGCUUUCCUGAGUUAUCAAAUAUAAAAGCUUUUGCUUUGAAUUUGGAGAAGAUGUGGAUGACUCGACUGCCUGGAUGGUUACAUUUGCUUUCCGUGAAAUGCUCAGAAAAUGUCAGGACAUUCCUUCUCUAACUGUGUGUCCAUGUGGAUUGUAAUAAAACUACUGAUUUAAAAUAACA